AUGGCCGACAAACGACGCGUCAGAGGUCUUACCAUCCAUCGGCCAAUCGUCUAUGGUAGCAUUGCGGCAGUGAUACCAGUCGAGGAACGCAUAGCCAAUCCGGACCACAACAUGCGCUGGACGGUCGCCGUGCGGUCGGCGACCUCGCCUCCGCCGGGCUCCGCGACCCUGGAGGAGCGAGUAAUCCCGGAAGACGUGAUCGGAGGGUGCGACGAUCUGUCAUACUUCAUCAAGAAAGUCAGCUUCAAGCUCCACGACUCUUAUCCCAAUCCGCUGCGGGUCGUCGACAAGGCGCCCUUCGAGAUCAACGAGACCGGCUGGGGCGAAUUCAUCAUCUACAUCAAGAUUCACUUCCAUGCCGAGUCCGGCGAGAAAGCCAUCCAGCUCCAACAUGGCCUCAAGCUGCACGACUGGACGCCUGACCCGAACCUCUCGAUCCCCCAGGUCUGGCUUGACGAGACUCGGAACGAUCCCGAGACAGCAGAAGGCCCUACAACAAUCCCUGGCCCAGUGACUACCAAGCCCGAUUCAGUAGAUCCAGCACCCCCCAACGCCUCCUCCACCGAGUCCGGCCUCCCAUCCAAGUCUCCUAACACGGUGAUCAAUUCAUGGCAGUACGAUGAGAUCGUGUUCACUGAUCCCGUCGAAACCUUCUACAACAAACUCCUCGCCCAUCCCCCCACACCCUUACCGCCCAAAAACCGAUUCCCACCCGGAAUCGUCCGGCAGAUCUGUAAUAAGGGUGAGGCUGGUGAAUUCAAUGCGGAUAUCGCCCAUCGCGAGUUCAGGAAACUCGACUGGGCUGAACUGAAGGUCCUCGUGGAAAUCGAUAGACUUCGCGGUAAACUUUCUGUUGACGAGAGGGAACUCGCUCAGGUUAAAAAACUCCUGCAACAAUCUUCCUAA
Molecule: messenger RNA, 906 nt
Organism: Puccinia triticina
Lineage: Eukaryota; Fungi; Basidiomycota; Pucciniomycetes; Pucciniales; Pucciniaceae
Exons: 2
Coding region: 1-906 (301 amino acids)
Biological process (GO): chromatin remodeling; regulation of transcription by RNA polymerase II
Cellular component (GO): Swr1 complex; NuA4 histone acetyltransferase complex
Molecular function (GO): histone binding
Source: RefSeq, a predicted model, not a curated record